AUGCACAAUUAUCAAGACUAUUCGUCGAAUGAAUCCCCUUUGAGUCCACCAGUUGUUACACAGAUUACAUCAUCUAAUGUUGUUACAACGACAACAACACUAACAACAACGGCGGUAACUGGGACUAUAAACACACCUUCGAAAAGUAGAUUGGAUCGAAAACCAACUAGAGAAUUAUCGCUACAAUAUCCAGGAAUAAAUCCAAAUGUGUUGUCAACCACUGCUACUACUACUCCUGGAACAGAUUUGCAUAAAAAUGAUUCCGUGACGGUGAAUUUUCUGGUGACUAGUGGAGAUACCACUACUACUACUACUACUCCCACGCUUACUGGAAAUAUUAGUAGUACUAGUAGUGGUCAGCAGACCAUUGAAUUCCCUAAAUCCUCUCUUAUUGGUAUAUCACCGAAAAUUUCUGAGUAUAUCUUACCAAAACCGAAGCGGCCUUCAUUAAUACGUAGAAAAGCGAAUAUCACAGAUACAGAUGCUUUCGAUGUUGUUAACAAUUCAGCAGAUGAACAAACUCAAACUGUAUUAUCCCCCUCGACAACAUCAUUAUCAUCAUCAGCAGCACUAUCCUCAACAUCGAAAAAGACUGAUACUGCAAGAUAUCUUAUGAAUGAAACAGGUAUUGAAUGCAGUAAUAAAGCGAAAUCAUCAACGCAAGAAAAAAUAUGUCCACCGCUUCACCCGUGUCCUUCAUCCUCUCCAGUAUCUCCACUGGGAUAUAAUCUACAUCAUGAUUCUCUAGAUCAUUCACCUGGGAGUAAAAGUCGAGAGAAUAUCAACAACACCCCAUCAAGCAUUCCUGUGACAAGCAGCACUACAACAAACAGACAUAAAUCGAAAGAUAAUGAAACUUGUACAUCAAAAACUGUAGUGAAAUCAGCAUCAAUUUCACCAUCGAAAAAGAAUCGUUUAAAGCAUCAAAUCUCACAGCCAAUGAAUACACGGAAUCGUACAUCACGUAAACUCAGUACAUCCUUAUAUUGUAAUUCAGAUACAAGUUUUUUAUCUAUGCUAGCAGCAAGUCGUCCAUCCGCUGCUAAAGGUCUAUUGGGUGUAGCAAGUGCAGCAUUAGCAGCGGCUAGAGCUGGUACCUUUUUAAAUACAAAUGAAACACUUAGCACGCCUAGUAAGCUGGAUAAUAAUAGUAAUAAUGCAAGAAGUUCACAUUCUGCUGAAAGAAGUCAACAACAACACACUUAUUGCCAUUAUCAUCGUUACCAUCAUCCUGAUAAUAAUCAUCAAAUAGGAUGUGUCUACUGUUCUAGUUGUCCACUGAAACCGUCUCUUCACCACAGACAAACAUUAUCAUCAUCGGGUAAAAUGAAUUGGUUAGGUGAACAGCUAUUGUUACACGGGUAUAAGACAAGACGAUUCUCUGAUCCUGAUCUUAAUGUCACCGAUGAAUGCAUAGAUACAGCUUAUUUAAAAUUAUUAAUUUAUUUAACGCAUAAAUCACCACAUGCAUUUUUUGAAGAAGAUCACUUCCACUAUUGCCCUGAACAGUUGUUAACUGAGAAUUAUAUCCAGAAUAAUCGUAAAGCCUCUUUACAUGAUGUAAUACCGACAACAACUGGAAUACCACCUGUCAUUGGCUCAGAGAUGCCAAUUGAUGAUCUGACUAAUUUUAAUACUGGAAUUUAUACAAGUCUGAUGGAUUUAAAUGCAGCAAAUCUUUUAUCACCAGGUAAUGAUUUAAGCGAAAUAAAUCAUUCAUAUUCUGAUUUCUUAGAGGCAAAAGAGCAUUCAAAUGUAUGCGCCUGUUGUCGACCAGGCAUAUCUCAUCAUGACUUGGACAAUAGUAAUAAUAAUAAUCUACUGUCGACACAGUCCUAUCAACAUCCACAGCAUCAUUCGCCAUCAAUUCAACAGCAGAAACCAGCUGGAUUGAAUAAACAUGAAAUAAACAUAAAAUCUGGUUUGUCGAAAGGAAACACUGGGCAGACAGUUCCUGUUGGUUUCACACCACAUGUUAGUAAGCCAAGACGUGCUGGACUCGAUGCAAUCGGAUUAGAUUUUAUGCGUGCCAAUGGUGCAAGACCAGGUAGGCUUAUAUCUGUGUUAUUCUGCUUCUAA
Trichobilharzia szidati is the source of this 2079-nucleotide messenger RNA. NCBI's taxonomy places the organism in Eukaryota, Metazoa, Platyhelminthes, Trematoda, Strigeidida, Schistosomatidae. The record is from the annotation of a GenBank genome assembly.